UCAUUUGUCACAUACUAAUUCUCGGAAUGACGACGACUACACAAAAAAUUUACUUUGCUCUGUUUUUCAUCAUCUGUGUUUCCUUUUCAUUCACCAGUUCAAUUACUCUUCCUAAUGAUGAUCAAUUCUCUAUUCUAGACCAGUCCAUAGAUGGGAUUAAUCCAGUUUCCGAGGAGACAGUGGCUGAACUAUUCCAAGAAUGGAAGGAGAAACAUGGGAAGGUGUACAAGCAUGCAAAGGAAGAAGAGAAAAGGUUUCAGAUUUUCAAUAACAAUUUGUAUUACAUAAUGGAGAUGAAUUCAAGGAAGGGUAGUAGUUCAAGAACAGGGCAUAAGGUGGGGCUGAACAAGUUUGCUGAUUUGAGCAACUUUGAAUUUAGAGAGGUUUAUACGUCAAAAGUGAUGAAAAAUAGGAGCGAAAAGAAGACGGGUCAUGUGGAGAGUUUUGAUGCUCCACCUUCUUCGCUCGAUUGGAGAAAGCUUGGCGCUGUCACAAGCGUAAAGGAUCAAGGCAUAUGCGGAAGUUGUUGGUCUUUCUCUUCGACGGGAGCCAUGGAAGGAAUUCACGCUAUUGUGACUGGAGACCUAAUUAGCCUCUCAUCACAAGAACUUGUUGAUUGUGAUAAUAUUAGCGACGGUUGCAACGGAGGAUAUAUGAAUAAUGCCUUUGAAUGGGUUAUUAACAACGGAGGCAUAGACUCUGAAUCCGAUUACCCUUAUGUUGGAUCUGAUAGCAUUUGCAACACUGAAAAGAUAAACGAGAAGGUGGUGAGUAUUGACGGCUAUAAAGUUGUCAAUGUCGAUGAAAGAUCUCUUCUUUCUGCGGUUGCUGGCCAACCGGUUAGCGUCGCUAUAGAUGGAAGUGCAAUUGAUUUCCAACUCUAUACCGAUGGAAUCUACGAUGGGUUUUGUUCGAGUGACCCAAAUGCGAUAAAUCAUGCGGUUCUUAUAGUAGGGUAUGGGAGCGAAGGAGACGAAGAAUAUUGGAUAGUUAAAAAUUCAUGGGGGACCGGUUGGGGAAAAGAUGGUUAUAUCUACAUUAAAAAAAACACAACAAAUAUUUACGGGGUUUGUGGUAUUAAUUCUUUGGCUUCAUAUCCAACUAUGGAAACUUCUUUCCCUCCGUCUCCUUACCCUUCUCCGGUUGCUCCGCCGCCUUCUCCUCCUCCUCCUCCUCCUCCGUCACCUCCGACGCCGUCUGUUUGUGGGGAAUUCGCUUACUGCUGGGCAAAUGAGACAUGUUGUUGUGUUUUUGAGUUAUUUGAUUAUUGUUUAUUAUAUGGAUGUUGUGAAUAUAAGAAUGCUGUUUGUUGUACUGGCGGCGCUGGAAAUAAUGGUGGGGUGGACUUUUGUUGUCCUAGCGAUUACCCAAUCUGUGAUAUGAAAGAAGCACUCUGUCUCAAGAAUGAAGGAGACUACUUGGGGGUGGCGGGGAAGAAACAUAAAGUGGCAAAGCUUAAGCUUCCAUGGAGCGAGAAAUAUGUAGAGAAGAGAGUCGAGAAAGAGGAGGAGACGAAAGUAGAUCUGCAAUGGAAGAGGAGGAACCCAUUUGGUGUUGUAUGAAUUAGAUUGAUCUUUUCUCCUUUUGAAAAGGGGCUGUUAUCUCAUGUUGGAUGUCAUCUUCAUUGGACAUUAUGAACGUUUAAAAGUAUAUUAGCUACUGUUGUCACUGAAAA
Molecule: messenger RNA, 1675 nt
Organism: Impatiens glandulifera
Lineage: Eukaryota; Viridiplantae; Streptophyta; Magnoliopsida; Ericales; Balsaminaceae
Product: low-temperature-induced cysteine proteinase-like
Exons: 5
Coding region: 27-1562 (511 amino acids)
Cellular component (GO): lysosome
Molecular function (GO): cysteine-type endopeptidase activity
Source: RefSeq, a predicted model, not a curated record